This is a messenger RNA of Chiroxiphia lanceolata (lance-tailed manakin), 2586 nucleotides long. RefSeq names its product VRK serine/threonine kinase 1 (gene VRK1). Gene Ontology annotation, biological process: signal transduction; peptidyl-serine phosphorylation. Gene Ontology annotation, cellular component: nucleus; cytoplasm. The record is from RefSeq and is a predicted model, not a curated record. The transcript has 13 exons. Lineage: Eukaryota; Metazoa; Chordata; Aves; Passeriformes; Pipridae. Bases 112 to 1353 code for a protein of 413 amino acids. Gene Ontology annotation, molecular function: ATP binding; protein serine/threonine kinase activity.
CGGCGGGACCGCGGGCAGUGCGGGAAUUUCGGACCGGGAGGAGGGAGCGGCGCCGGGCUCGGCGCGCGGGAGAUACUUGGGACCGGCGGCUGCUUCUGCGGUGUAGGGAAAAUGCCAUAUAAUAAGAAGACUGCUGGAAAAAGAGUCCCUGCAAAAAGGAAACUUGCUGAAGUGUUUGCUCUGGGGGAGGUUCUAGCAGAUACAUCCAGAAAAGAAUGGAAAUUAGGUGUCCUUAUAGGGCAGGGAGGCUUUGGACGCCUGUACCUUGCUGAUGUUAAUUCUUCAAAGUCGGUUGGCAGUGAUGCCCCUUAUGUUGCAAAAGUGGAACCCAGCCAGAAUGGACCUCUUUUUACUGAGUUAAAGUUCUACAUGCGAGCUGCUAAGCCAGAUGAAAUUCAGAAGUGGACUAAGUCCCAUAAACUGAAAUAUUUAGGUGUACCAAGAUAUUGGGGUUCUGGCUUGCAUGAAAAAAAUGGAAACAGUUAUCGAUUUAUGAUAAUGGACCGAUUUGGCAGAGAUCUUCAGAAGAUGUAUGAAGAGAAUGCAAAGCAAUUUUCCCGUAAAACUGUACUACAAUUAGGCCUGAGAAUACUUGAUAUUCUGGAAUACGUCCACGAGCAUGAAUAUGUGCAUGGAGACAUCAAGGCCGCAAACCUCCUUCUGAGUUACAAGAACCCUAAUCAGGUGUACUUGGUGGAUUAUGGACUUGCCUACCGAUACUGCCCUGAAGGAGUUCAUAAAGUAUAUAAAGAAGAUCCAAAAAGGUGUCAUGAUGGAACUAUUGAAUAUACCAGUAUUGAUGCACAUAAGGGUGUGGCACCAUCGAGACGUGGUGAUCUGGAGAUCUUGGGUUACUGCAUGAUUCAUUGGCUUAGUGGCCAUCUACCAUGGGAAGAUAAUUUGAAAGAUCCAAAUUUUGUCAGAGACUCAAAAAUCAGAUGUAGAGAUAAUAUUUCCGUUUUAAUGGACAAAUGCUUUCCUGAGAAAAAUAAACCAGAUGAAAUAGCCAAAUAUAUGGAAAAGGUGAAGCUAUUGAGCUAUGAAGAGAAACCUGUUUAUCAGCAUUUCCGAGAAAUACUUCUGCAAGGUCUCAAAGCCAUUGGGCAAAAAGAUGAUGGAGUACUUGACUUCGGCUUGGCAGAGAAUGGAGACUUUCAAACAAGUCCUGUACAAAAGAAAAGAAGAAAGGCAGCAGCUGCAGCCAGUGAGAGCACUGAGGCAGAUAUGGAAGAUACAGGAAGUCCAGAAAAAAAGAAAGCUACUUCUUCUAAUGCAGUAGCUACCAGAACCCGGAAGAUGACCUCACCAAAAUCCAAGAAAAGCACAGCAACCAGAAAGAGAGUCCAGAAGUAAAUAAUAGAUGGAGCGACAAAUUAAGUUGCUCUGUGGCUCAUUUCUGGUUGUUUUUUUUUUUUUUGUAGCACUGGAAUCUUUUUCUUUCCUUUUUGAAUGAUGAAUCCUGUAAAAACAUGGACUGCUGUUUGUACCUGUUUUUGAAGAAUAAAUGUUUUAUUAAAAUAUUUGCAUAAUUUAUGUAUACUUAAAUACUAAUGCAAAAUUUUGCCAACAUUUGAAGUGGGGAUGCCUUUUUAUUCUUUAUAUAAUGAAUUCUUGUCUUAAAGGCAAGCUAAAAGAAAGUGCUUUUUUUCUGCUUUAUAAUGUAGAGAUAAAGCCUUAUUUAAUAAUUUCAUUACGGGUACUAUAUGGGGAACAGCAGUGUUGCAUCUGAUUUCUCCUAGUUUUGAGUAAAGUCUUAUUGGAGGUCACUUAGAUGUACACUGAGAUGAAGUGGGAAACGGCAGAAAUAUCUUUUAAAUGUUUCUCAAGUGUUUGAAUAAAAAACAGAACGUAAAACAGACAUCACAUCCUUCCAUUCUAGUUUGUAUAAAAAGCAUUUAAACAAUUCUUUGGAAGACAGGUAGUGAAUUUUAGCUAUUUUUUUGCAUACUAUUUGUGUUCGUAUCACUUUUCUAAUUAUUCAGAGUUUCUCUGGAAAGAAAUAGACCAGACGCAGGGCCCAGGGCAAAGAAAAGAACCAACCAAAAACCAAUGCUUAUUCUCAACAGCUCCCUCAGGUUUUCUUUUUAUAUUAGUGAAAAGGCUAGAAAAGUUGUAACUGUGAAGAACUUUAUACAGUGUCUAGUUCCAAUGAAAUAUUAACUCACAUCUGCUUCUCAUAACAACAUAAUGGUUUACCUUUUUUAAUAGUUGAGGAGCAUAUAAUCUUCCCUAUCUUUUGUGAAAGUACUUCCUUGCUUAGCUUUGAGUCUUGAGAAUUGUAAGUCAAAAAUAGUGUUGAAUUUCAGUGUGAAAUACCACUACUUUUCAUUUAGAUACUGCAAAAUGCACAGAAUUAAGGCAUGAGCAUCAUUCUUAUCAGGGAGACUGCUUUAUGAAAGUUUGGUAAACCAAAAGGAAUCCAUAUGAGCCAAUGAACAUUGUAUUUGUGUGGAUGUCCAGCUUGCUUGAUUGUAUAAUGUCUGAGUAGCUACUCACUAGAAUAAGUAUGUUUUAGCAUGAAAUGUUGAAUGAAUACAUUUUGUAACAAGGGAAUCAAUUUUUUUGAAAUAAAACUGGAAUACCAUA